Molecule: messenger RNA, 459 nt
Organism: Plasmodium vinckei vinckei
Lineage: Eukaryota; Apicomplexa; Aconoidasida; Haemosporida; Plasmodiidae
Product: conserved Plasmodium protein, unknown function
Exons: 2
Coding region: 1-459 (152 amino acids)
Source: RefSeq, a predicted model, not a curated record
AUGGGAAAUAUUAAUUCACAUAACGAGCAUAAUAACAAAAGUUUGAUGUUAUUCAAUGAUGAUCGUCCUCAUAAAAUUCCCAACCCAUGUGAUAGUAACUAUACAAAAAAUGGUGUAGACACACAAGUUGUAACUUUAAAUGAUAUUGGCAAUGUUAAAGAACAUACCAUAAUAGAAAAUGCAGAAAACGAAUACAAUAAGUUACGUAAAAAAGUGACUGAAGAUUUAAUUAAAGAAAAUGAAAUAUACAUAAAUAGCCAAAAGGAAACAUUAUAUAAAUUUAAAAAUCCAAAUUUAAAAAUUACACAAACUAAUAAUCAAUGUUUUUAUGAUGAAAAUAAAAUAUAUAACUGCCUUAAAAAUAUGAAUCAAUCUACAUCCAAUUUUGUUAAUUUGUAUACCCGAUGUUGUAGAUAUUUGAGAAACUACGAAGGUUGUGUUCAAAAAAUAAAAAUUUAA